UUUUUUCUGGUUUAUUAAACAAACAAAUACAAGUAUACCUCAAUAACGAGAACAAAACUAGAAGAAAAGAAAAAAAUUUCACGCCUUCAUGUUAAACAACACGUAUUGGAUACUUCAUCUACUUGUAGAAAGGUUGAUGACGCCUUCAUUGUCAACUUCACUUUGCAUAUCUAUGUGAAAAGGGAGAUACCAACUAAAUAUCAUAUACAGAUAUGAAUUGUGGAUGCUUUACUGGCUCAUCUAAGCACGGGAAAGGGGAUGAUGUGCCGCAGGCUUAUCAUGGCGUAGAUGGGCAAUUACGAGGAAAUGUCAACUAUUUUUCCUACAAGGAAUUGAGAAAGGCAACAGAAGAUUUUCAUUUAAGUAAUAAGAUAGGGAGAGGAGGUUUUGGAACUGUUUACAAGGGAGUCCUAAAAAAUGGAAAGCAAAUUGCAGUAAAGACACUUUCUGCUGAGUCAAAGCAGGGCGUGCAGGAAUUUAGAACUGAGGUCAAUACUCUAUCAGAUGUCAAGCAUCCGAACCUUGUUGAGUUGCUUGGGUGCUGUAUUCAAGGAACCAAGAGGAUAUUGGUCUAUGAAUAUGUAGAAAAUAGCAGUCUUGAUCGUGUAUUAUUAGGUUCAACAAAAAGAAAUUUAAAGCUGGACUGGAAAAAAAGAUCUGCUAUUUGUGUGGGUAUUGCUAAAGGUCUUGCAUUCCUUCAUGAAGAACUUGUGCCACAUAUUGUGCAUAGAGACAUCAAAGCUAGUAAUAUACUUCUUGACGAAGAGUUAAACCCGAAGAUAGGAGACUUUGGAUUGGCUAAACUUUUCCCAGAUAACAUCACUCACAUUACCACAAGGAUAGCAGGAACAACUGGCUAUUUGGCACCAGAGUACGUAUUGGGUGGACAGUUGACCAUGAAGGCGGAUGUUUAUAGUUUUGGAGUCCUUGUACUUGAAAUAAUUAGCGGCAGAAGCAGCGGAAAGCCAAACUGGGGGGACAUGUCAAAAUUACUUCUGGAAUGGGCAUGGCAGCUUCACGAAGAGGGAAGGCUCUUGGAGCUAGUGGAUUCGGAGAUGGAAGAAUUUCCACCAGAAGACGUAAUUAGAUACAUGAAAGUAGCUUUCUUCUGCACCCAAGCGGCAGCCAGCCGAAGACCACUGAUGAGUCAGGUUGUUGAAAUGCUUUCAAAGAAUAUUCGACUCAAUGAGAAGGAACUUACAGCCCCGGGUUUUUUCCAAGAUUCAGAAAGUAGUAGAGGAACUUCAAGUAAAAAAUCAGCCGACUCUACUGUCAGUCAGAUGAGUUCAGUUCCAAUUACCAUCACUCAGGUAACCCCUAGGUGAAAAAUGAUAUAUAUUCUUGCAGUUGAUCCUCAGAUGAUCAACAAAAAGAAGAGCUUUGGUUGAUGAGCAAAAGAAUUAUAGGGAAAAAAAAAACAAGAUUUUAGGUACAGUAGAAUGGAAGAUUAUUUCCGGACCAUGUUGAUGUAAGUUGUAAGUUAUUCAUUUCUCUAAUAAUAGUUGGUUCAUGCCUUCAUGGGUUAA
Molecule: messenger RNA, 1526 nt
Organism: Pistacia vera
Lineage: Eukaryota; Viridiplantae; Streptophyta; Magnoliopsida; Sapindales; Anacardiaceae
Product: cold-responsive protein kinase 1-like
Exons: 7
Coding region: 213-1325 (370 amino acids)
Biological process (GO): protein phosphorylation
Molecular function (GO): ATP binding; protein kinase activity
Source: RefSeq, a predicted model, not a curated record